AUGAUGCAUUCAGGCGGGGUUAUGCGCAACGCUUUUAAUGAAGUGGUGGGUUGUUUUCAUUUUACCGGUGGUCCUGGUGCGGCUCUGGAGGCAGAACUUCUUGCGAUCAUCAUUGCUAAAGAGACUACGUACCGUAUUGGUUGGCCUCAGGUUUGGUUCGAGUCGGAUUUUUCCUUUGUGGUCCGUUUACUGCAUUCUCGGGCCUUGACGGUUCCUUGGCGAUUCAAGGCGCGUUGGAAGCAAGCUCUUCUCUAUGCUUCGGCAUUUACUUGGAAAAUUUCUCAUAUCUUUUGUGAGGGUAAUAGCGCGGCAGAUUUUAUGGCUUCCACGGGCAUGGAGGUGGGUUUUUGGGGUCAUGCUAGUCCUGGAUUACAGGUCAUUGUUGAGGAUGAUGUACGUAAAAUUUAUGUGCGCUUGGUGUAG
Messenger RNA from Salvia miltiorrhiza (redroot sage), 423 nucleotides. RefSeq lists its product as uncharacterized. NCBI's taxonomy places the organism in Eukaryota, Viridiplantae, Streptophyta, Magnoliopsida, Lamiales, Lamiaceae. The record is from RefSeq and is a predicted model, not a curated record. The transcript has a single exon. Gene Ontology annotation, molecular function: nucleic acid binding; RNA-DNA hybrid ribonuclease activity. Bases 1 to 423 code for a protein of 140 amino acids.